AACGGACAUCGUUCAAUGAGAUGAUCCGGUUUGAUGGAAUAUUUUGGCGUUUCAAACACCCCAGGAGUGAUAAUUUUCCGAUCCGCAGCACCGUAUGGAGACAGGAGAGGAGCGGCUUGCAGUUUUGGGGCUCAAGAUGGCUGCAGAAAGGUCAGCAGCGUGUGCGCUGCCCUCGCUGCCAGCUCCCGGGAGGCGACUGCGGCCUGCGAAUCAGCGACGUCCGCGAGGAGGACGGCGGCCGCUACGCUUGCAAGUUUCAGAGCGGUGGACAAAUGAUCACGCGCUGGCUCGUGCUGAGAGUCAUCAAAGUGUCUUUCUAUCCGGUGGCGCCGGUGGCGGGGGUCCACGUGUCCAUCAACUGCAGUGUGAGCCCCAGGCCUCAAGGUGCCACAGUGGAGUGGCGACUGAACAACGGCUCGUUUGCGCCUUCUAGCGGGGGGAGCCCGCCGACCCCUCGGUGGAGCUUGCAGGAGAAGGCAAGCGUGCGAUUGGCGGGAGAGUGGAUGUGCGUGGUGGCCAGCGGAGGCGCGCAAGGCCGAGCCUCGGCCCCUUUAACCGUGAGAGGAAUCGUCCACCCGUCCCGAGACGCGACCAAGGUUUACGCCGCCGUGGGGUCCGGAGCCACCCUCCCCUGCAUCUUCUCCCGUGGCUCAACCCCCGCGAAGCCCACCUGGCAGAAACUCCAAGCCGGCUCUCUCUGGAGUCCCGCUUCCUUCUCCUCUUCCCCGCCUGCUUCCCAGCCCGCUUGGGACCACUCGGCCCGUUUAAAAGAGACCGCCCUCGAGGACGAGGGAACGUACAGAUGCGGCGGGGUGGUGGAAGGACGCAGCCUGUCUCGGAAAGUGCAGCUGGUUGUAGCCACGAUUGAGCGCAGCGUCACCCGGAAGAAAACGCUCACGCUGACCUGUCAGCUGACGGACACCAGCGAGGUCACUCGCUACCGGUGGGUCCGCGUGACCCACGACGCCAGCGGCGAACGCCGGGCGGAAUCCGUCCAGGAGGGGAAGAGUCUUCGCGUGAGCGACGUGUCGCGCGGGGACGCCGGCGAAUGGGCGUGUCGCUUUUUCGGAGCGCGGGGACUGCUGGGCAACAUAACGCAAGGCAUCGGGCCUCCAUUGGAUCACGCGAGCGGCUCGGCGGGAGUGUCGCCCAGCACCGCAGUCGCGCUCGGUGUCAGUGCUCUUCUGCUUCUUCUGCUCCUGCUUCUGGCUCGGAUGUACAAGAACCACCAGAGGAGAAAAAGAAUUUUCCAGUACACCACGCUGGAGUCUAUUCUCCAUGCGAGGUCCAAGGAGCGCAAGGCGAGAGACCCAAGUCGAGCGAUAAAAGGGACCUGAGCCACAAAACUGGCAAACCGCCGGCGAGCACUGGAGCACUUGUGUGUGUGUUUUUUUAAGACUUUUGGGCAUUAUUCUUGCCCGCUCGCUGUCCAGCAACAUUUGCAAUUCAGGAGAAGGGCAAGAACUGUUGCU
This is a messenger RNA of Hippocampus zosterae (dwarf seahorse), 1472 nucleotides long. RefSeq names its product lymphocyte activation gene 3 protein-like. NCBI's taxonomy places the organism in Eukaryota, Metazoa, Chordata, Actinopteri, Syngnathiformes, Syngnathidae. The coding region runs from base 21 to 1337 and encodes 438 amino acids. The transcript is spliced from 6 exons. Gene Ontology annotation, cellular component: external side of plasma membrane; membrane raft. Gene Ontology annotation, molecular function: protein tyrosine kinase binding; MHC class II protein binding. The record is from RefSeq and is a predicted model, not a curated record. Gene Ontology annotation, biological process: positive regulation of ERK1 and ERK2 cascade; T cell activation; interleukin-15-mediated signaling pathway.